Molecule: messenger RNA, 1821 nt
Organism: Seriola dumerili (greater amberjack)
Lineage: Eukaryota; Metazoa; Chordata; Actinopteri; Carangiformes; Carangidae
Product: interleukin-21 receptor-like
Exons: 8
Coding region: 42-1433 (463 amino acids)
Biological process (GO): immunoglobulin mediated immune response; cytokine-mediated signaling pathway
Cellular component (GO): external side of plasma membrane
Molecular function (GO): cytokine receptor activity; protein binding
Source: RefSeq, a predicted model, not a curated record
AUAGAGAUGUGUCAGGGCCGAGGUCCAGGCCAGCUGGUGUGAUGGAUUGGAGCUCUAAACCGAGGCUGAAGCUGAUGCUGCAGAAUGUGUUUCUACUCGUGUCUACCAGCAUCGUCUGUCUGCAUGGAAAUCCUAUUGCAGGUGAACACAGUCUUCACUGUGUGAAUGAUUACCUGUCAACUAUCAACUGCACCCUGCGCUUCGCACCAACAGAAAACACCUCAGACAGCAAAAGCUCCUACUGGCUGACUUUGACCAGAAAAACCGAACAAAAUACAUUUGUGUGUAAGCUGACAAACACCAAUGAGGGUUAUUUCUGCUCUGUUGAAACAUCUGAUCCGAUGGAUAAUGAGGAUGAUUAUGAUUAUUUGGAGACCUUUGCGGAUAUAGAAACCUUUAAAAUCUCACUCUGUCACAACCAAAAUGAUGGACCUGAUAUCUGCAAGGUGCUGGAUGGCAAAUAUGCACCUAUGACAAACAUUAAACCAAACGCACCGAGCUGCCUCACAGUUAGCCACAACUCAAGUCAACACCACUUCACCUGGAAAAGCACCUAUGAGAAAUGCGGUCCUUUCACCGCUCUGGUCAAAAACUUCAAGUAUCAGCUCCGUUACUUCAAAAGAGGAGACAAACAUAACGACGACAAUGGGGUGAUGUCACAUGAUAUUAACACAGACAGAACAAGCUAUUCUGUGGAUGAUCAGGUAUUUGUGUCAGCCACUGAGUACGCUGCCAGAGUACGGUCCAGUCCUAAUCUGGCUUUCUAUAAAGGACAGUGGAGUGACUGGUCCCCUGAGGUUCACUGGAGGACGGAGUCUGCCAUGAAUGACCUCUCAAAAAAAACAUUGAUUUCUGAAAUGGGUAAGAAGGUGUUCAUCUCCUUAAGUGUGAUCGUGCCACUGGUCUUACUAUUCUGCUACGCUCCUGUUAAAAAGUGGAGGAAAAGUGCCUUUAUCCCAACACCAGCACCCUAUUUCCACACCCUGUACAGUGACUGCCAGGGAGAUUUCAAGAGCUGGGUGAUUACACACGAAAACACGGCAGACAUGCUGAAAGUGGAGGCAUCACUCCAAAUCGACACCCUGACCAAGUGUGAAGAUGUCCCAGAGGAAGACUGUCAGCCCCAGUUUGACCACCUGUUGACGGAAGGCAGCGCAUACAGUAACAUUAUUGGCCCAGUCUGUGAUUCUUCUCUCUUGGGCGUCCCUUAUGCUGUGAGCACCAUGGCUGCACUGUCAGCUCCAGGGGACUCGCUGAAGAGUCUGACCCUCAGCUCUCAGCCAGGCAGCCCUGCUGAAGGAGACUCAGGGUGUUGGCUCUGCAGUGACACGUCCCUGGACAAGGAUUCUCCCUGGUAUUGUAAUGAGUACUGCACCCUGAGUGCCUUUCAGCAGACUAGUCCAGUCACAGUGGUUGCCAUUGGGGAAGCAUAAAAUUAUGUUUACAUGUUGUAAAGUUAAAAAUCUAAAUAAUUUUGGGCCCAAAACUCAACUACACACAUCAACACAGUGAAAUAUGCCUUUGAACACUCCACUACUUCAAGCUACAAACAGCUACUGUAAAAACAAAGCUUUUGCAGUAGUGGUUUUUAGCCAUUAUGACAUUAACCAGGGCACUUACAUUUCUAAAAUGUUUCCACAGCAUUAUGCAAAAUGUAAAUGAUACAAAAUAAUUGCAUAACCUUUUCCUUGCGUCAAAUGUGCAAUGGCCCUGCAAACAAUAGUUCUCAGACAGACUUAAGGAAAAAAAAAAGAAAAGAAAAAAGGACAUUUUUCAUAACUGAGUAGCUUGCUUUGCUUCUGAUCUUGAUGUAUAUUUUCU